ACACAACAACCAUAAAAACGGUUUGUGCCCCGGUCCACCGACAGCACACUGGCCUCUGUUGGACCAAUUAACGGACCCGUCUGUGCACUGCCCCGCCGAGCGUGCUUUCUUGGCCUCUGCUCGUGUUUGGACAGUCAGCAGCGGGACAAAAGUUGAAUCAGGACAGGCACUACCAAGUGUAGGCUACAAUGGGGUCGUCUGGGGCUCUAGUCUGCGCCGCCGCAUUUGUCUUGGUUCUACUCAGCUCAGCAUCCAAUGAUGAGCGCAACUUUGAGCAGCGUGAAGUCACCUUUGACAUAAUCAUGCAAGAAAUGCAACAACCAGAUAUCUUGACGGAUCUCUUCGAUCCCAUGGGGGCUUCCAGACCAGGAGUCUUGACACCUAGAGGAAGUCAACCAAGGUUUUGGCCCCGUUCCUUUGGUGGUCCUCCUAGCCUUGAAUAUCCUGUUCAGUUCCCCCUUGGCCGACCAACCUCCGACAAUCUCCAAGCCAUCUGUCUCCAUGGAGACCAUCGCCCCCGCUACCCAAACUCUUACUUUCCUCCCUCUGGUUUUGGCAAGCAGGUACGAAAAGCCAGUGCUGUUAAUAUGGCGGAGUCCUGGUUUAGCAUGUGCUGCAAAGGGAACCAGACUUGGGAAAGGGAACUGACUCUGUGUUGCGCCACACAGGCGUGGGAGCUGUCAGUCCAAUCCUUCUGUGAGGAGGACUCGUCCGUAAAGGAUCGUCUUUAUCACUGCUGCAGACAGAUGGGCAGGGACAGGCUGAACUGCUUCCACAACGACGCUCCGAACCCAAACUAUGAGGCAACAGAGGAGCUGCCGGUGCCGCCGCUUUCCUCUACCACCAACUUCAGCUUCGACCCUAACACUUGCCAGAGGACAGUAAUAACUCUGUACCGUACCGGAGAGAAUGGAAGAAAGGAGAAGAAAAUUGACAUCCGCUUUCCUCCCGGACGACCCACCGCUGACGUCAUUGAAUCACUGUGUCGCGACCAGAAGUUACGCCCCCUCUAUAAAGCCAAUUGCAUGCCAGGUGAAGGGUACAAAUGGGUGGCUCGUCAGGCAAAAGCCAUUAAUCGUAUAGAGAAGGGAUUCAAACAGUGCUGCAAAAAGAAGCAGGAUGUGCUCAACUGUGCUGAUCUGAAGUGGCGUGAUGAACUUAACAAGUAUUGCAUGGGCGAGAACGGUGACGUUGUGCAUUCCCGCUGUUGUUCCGGUGAAUUGGCAAAUGAUCGAUACAGCUGUUUCCAAGACAUUUCUCCUGACCCAUAUUAUAAUAGGACCUCUGUCGCUGAAGAGCUCUCACUUAACAAACUCUGUGACUAUCACAAGAUCAUCAAAAACAAGUUUCCUGUUGGUUUUCCUCUCAAGAGCUUUGUAGGCCAAUGCUGCCAUCGCCCGCUUGACGUCGACAUGACUAUUUGUUUUCUGCAGAGUCUUGACCAAAUGUCAGAGACCUGUUCAUCAAGGAAGGCCUCCCCUCCAGCUGUCCGUCGCUGUUGCCGCAUGUCUUCACCUCAACAGUGUAUCUCCAAAAUUCUCAUGGAUGCCAUCACUAAAGCAACCGUCUUUAGCCAGAAGAAGAAUAAGAAAAGGUGCCCUCUCGCCUAAACACUUAUGACCUUUUGCUGCUGACCCUUCUGGCACUAGGCCAUUCAGGGAACUGGCAGCAGAGGUGAACAGGAAAUGUCGACGUCUGUAAGAAAAUGUGGGAAUUCUAUCUUCAUCUACUGCCAGUCUUAUUUGCAUUUUUUUUUUUAACUGAAAUCACAUGAGAUGCAUUUUUCUGUGUCACUGUACCACUAUUUGUUAUAGGCUGCUGUUUACAUAUUUGAUUAUGAAUGCAUUAUAUUGAUUUAUUUGGAGCUGCAAGAUCAGUUACCUUCUUUUUAUAUGGUUUUGUGGUUAAGAUCAUAUCUACAACAGUUGUAAUAAAAACGUUUUUAGAGGUU
Molecule: messenger RNA, 1951 nt
Organism: Perca fluviatilis (European perch)
Lineage: Eukaryota; Metazoa; Chordata; Actinopteri; Perciformes; Percidae
Product: extracellular matrix protein 1-like
Exons: 10
Coding region: 189-1610 (473 amino acids)
Biological process (GO): signal transduction; regulation of bone mineralization
Cellular component (GO): extracellular region
Source: RefSeq, a predicted model, not a curated record